Molecule: messenger RNA, 2324 nt
Organism: Vespa crabro (European hornet)
Lineage: Eukaryota; Metazoa; Arthropoda; Insecta; Hymenoptera; Vespidae
Product: BRCA2-interacting transcriptional repressor EMSY
Exons: 14
Coding region: 9-2129 (706 amino acids)
Biological process (GO): regulation of DNA-templated transcription
Cellular component (GO): nucleoplasm
Source: RefSeq, a predicted model, not a curated record
UAUGUGUAAUGAUAAUAAUAAUACGUGAAAGCUUCAAUGAUUCUGUCAGCGAAGUACAAAAUGUAGAAAAUGUAUUUGAAUUGUUUAAAAAGUGUAAUAUAAACUACAGCAAUAUGGAUAACAGAGUUUUGCGAUCGGUACGACGUGAAAUGACACGGGAUGAGUGUAGAAAAUGUUUACGCUAUCUAGAAUUAGAUGCUUAUGGGAAUAUGGUAUCAGUCUUGCGUGCUCAAGGACCUUUAACUAGUAACAAACAAAGAUUGCUGCAAGAACUUACUAAAAUUCUUCAUAUUUCUAAUGAAAGGCAUCGUGCAGAAGUACGUAGAGCUGUUAACGAUGAAAAACUCACGAUGAUAGCUGAGCAGUUAAAUGGACCAAAUACUGCUAUAGACUGGAUCAUGGAAGGCCGUCGUUCAACUCCACUUUUACCUAGAUUGAAAGCAAGAAAUGCUUUUACAAUGUUAGCAAACAGUCUAUCGCUUGCAACUUCGCGUGCUAAUGACAAUUGUCCGAUCGAAGAAAACAAGGAGAAAGAAAAAGAUAUACUAGACGAAUCCAAGAAAUGUUUCAAAAUCGAAAAAAAAUCAACAAUUGAAGCAGGAUCAUGUAAUGCUCAAGCAACCAUCAACCGAAGAAAAAGGUCAAUACACGAAGCAAAUAAGGUACUAAAUAUUGACAUGGAUCAAGAAAGAAGGCCUAUAAAAAUCAAAUAUCAAGAUAUUCAGCAAGUAAACACUACCAAGCAAGAUCUUUCCUCGUUUUCACCGCCACAUAAGGUCUUGGUGUUAUCUUCUAAUUCAUUGGAGACAUUGAACCAUGCUAAUGAGAAUGAAACAUCGAUCGAAACUAAUAUGGAGCAAAGUGAAACAACUAUUACAUCACAUCAAGGUGUUACUGUUAUCCCCUUAUCUAUGACAUGUGCAGGAUCUAGUCGAAUAGCACCUUCUAAGGAUGUACUGUCAGAGAGUACAAAUACUUUGGUAUCAGUUCAUUCAACUAUGAACUGUAGUACCAAAGUUACUACAUGUGCAACUAAUUCCACCAAGAACAAAGAUAAAACAACAGUACAAAAUAAGCAUAAUACAAAAUUAUCGAUGAAUACCGAAACAUUAGAUAGUUUACCACACAUCAGAAAUAAUGAUACACAAUUAAAAAAUCAAGAUGUACAAUUAGCUCUAACUUCAAAACCUGAAGUAAUAAAUUCCAGUUCUUAUGUAAAAAAUGUACCUUCGACAGUCCAAUCUAAUGUAAAAACUGUUUCAUCUAUUAAAUCUGCUAUAUCAACUUAUCCACGAUUUGCAGCUCCUGGAACUAUGGUAUCAAGCGGUCCUGGGCCACCUAGUGUUAAAUCUGUUGUAACAACUUUAGCAUGUAAAAAACUGCCAGUUGCGAUAAUCAAUCAAUCUACUGCUAAAAUGUGUGUGACACUAAAUUCUGAUAAAACUGUAAAUAUAACUAAUCAUCCUAAUACAAAAUUAACAACUAAAACUAAUGUAAUAGUAAUACAAAAAGGAAGUAACAAAGGCAUAAUGUUGUCUCAUGCAGGCAAGGAAGUAUUAGGCAAAGUAAUAAUGGGAGGAAAGAAAAUAUCCGUUGCUAACCAACAGAAUCCAAAUACUAUUAACAUUUUGCCAAAUUCUAUUAAUUUAGAUAAUGGCAGUCAAGCGUCAACAAUGUUAACAGCUACGCAUGUAGAUACUAUAAAAACAAAUAUAAAGGAAGGAGAUAGCAAUGAAGUGCAUUUAAAAGAUACUGGAUCUUCUUUGAAACCUAACAGUUCGAUUACUACAUUAGAGGAAACAGUAUGUAGAAAAUCUAUAGAAGUCUGCAAAAAAAUUCAUUCCCAAGUAGAAAAUACUAUGGAUCUUACAAAACUUAAAAGUAACGAAGAAGACCGUAUAAAUCAUAAGCAAUUUGCAGAUAUGCAAGAUAAUUCUUCAAAUAAUCUACAGAGAGAAGAUUCGAUGUGCGGUAUGGAAAUCAACACCAAUAUAUUUGAAAAUGGAUUCCAAUCGACUGACAUUAAUUUAGAAAAUUUUGAGUGCCUGGUUGAAAAUGGUGAUCAUAUCCCAGAAGAUAAAAAUAAUUCAAUAUCUGUUACUUAUGAAACAAACCCGAGUGAUUCGUAGUAGUAGAUUAAAAUCUAAAAAAUACAUUUUUUCAAUGCUAUAAUAAAAAAAAGGCUCAUGAUGAUUUAUAGUUUCAAAAACAUACAUUUUAUAUAAGAAUAUAUAUAUGUUCAAUUCGUAAAAUAUUUUAAUACUUAAAAAAAUGUAAUGUAUAUAUAUCGUACUUUCAGUCCAGUAAUUGUUAGAACAUAUGUG